Triticum aestivum (bread wheat) is the source of this 1330-nucleotide messenger RNA. RefSeq names its product BTB/POZ and MATH domain-containing protein 2. The annotation marks the transcript as partial. Gene Ontology annotation, molecular function: protein binding. Gene Ontology annotation, biological process: protein ubiquitination. The transcript has a single exon. The record is from RefSeq and is a predicted model, not a curated record. Lineage: Eukaryota; Viridiplantae; Streptophyta; Magnoliopsida; Poales; Poaceae.
UGCACCCUAAACACAACCCUUAAACAUCACAAGCUUGAGUAUCGAUCGCUCAAUCCACUCUGGCAUCGACCAUGUCGAUGUCGGCUUAUCUCUGCUCUCCGUGGCGCCGGCCGUCAGCAGCUCUCCACCGGCACCAUUGUCGCAACCACGCAGGUUACCGGUUCCUAUUUGCUCAGGAUCGACGGGUGCACACUGAAGACGGCCCCCAACGGCACGCUGGUCAAGUCAGGUACCUUCGGCGUCGGCGGCCACGACUGGCGCAUCAAGUGCUACCCGAACGGCGAGAAGGGUUACGACGGCUGGCUCUCCCUCUAUCUCGAGCACGCCAGCCAUAGCAAGACCGGCGACGCAAGGGCUUGUGUCCGCAUGAGCAUACUGGACCACGCCGGGAAGCCAUGGCGCACCAAAGGUAAUACCGAAGCCAAAGGCGUUAAAUAUUCGAGCUCGAGCUCAACGUGCCGGGGCUGGGGAAGCUUCAUGGAGACCAAAGACCUGGACAAGGAGAAGCGGUUCAAGGAUGACGGCGUGUCCAUCCUAUGCGACGUCGCCGUCUACGACACGCGCGCUGCCAACUACCGCGCCGGGCUCACGCCCACGGGUACCGUGGUGCCCCCGAGCGAGCUGCACCAGCAGCUCGCGGUGGUCCUGUGGGAGUCCAAGGAGGGGGUGGACGUGGAGAUCGAGGCCGGCGGGGAGACCUUCGCGGCGCACAGGUGGAUGCUCGCCGCCCGGUCGCCCACCUUCAAGGCGGAGCUCGCGCUGACUACCGCAACGAACAUGCUACACAUCGACGGCAUGGAUGCUGCAGUCUUCAAGGCCAUGCUUCACUUCAUCUACACGGACACGCUGCCGAAGGAGGUAGAGCUGGCGACGAUGGCGAAGCCGCUGCUCGUGGCGGCGGACAAGUACAAGCUCGAGAGGCUGAAGCUGAUCUGCGAGGAGGAGCUGUGCGGGCACAUCGGCGUGCAUUCGGUGGUGGCCGCCAUGCUGGCGCUGGCGGAACAGAACUGUUGCCGCGUGCUCAAGGAGGCUUGCACGCAGUUCCUCUCUGAGCCCGGGAAUCUGAAAGCAGCCAUGGCGACAUCUGAUUUUGAGCAGCUGAAGACGGGUUGCCACCAUGCUCUUAUGGAGCUCGUCAUGAAGCAGUAUAUUACCGCGACAGAAGCAUAGCAUAGGGCCCUGUAGCUUGCAGGAUUAGUGUGUUAACUGGGUUUAGUCCUCUGUCUGUGUGUCCCCCUGAAAGUUCUCGUCGCCAGCAAGACAAGCUUUAAUUCUUGGUUUGAAUGUGAGUGAGUGUGCACGCUGCACGGUGAUGUCUGUGCCUUUGUGG